Gigantopelta aegis is the source of this 4321-nucleotide messenger RNA. RefSeq names its product sorting nexin-29-like. Gene Ontology annotation, molecular function: phosphatidylinositol binding. The coding region runs from base 171 to 2618 and encodes 815 amino acids. Lineage: Eukaryota; Metazoa; Mollusca; Gastropoda; Neomphalida; Peltospiridae. The record is from RefSeq and is a predicted model, not a curated record. The transcript has 22 exons.
AACUCUAACCUCCCGGAAGUUCUGGUCAUGUGAUCUGGGCAAUCACCUCCCAGUCUUUUAUCAAAUGUUUUUGUUUUGUUUUAGAUGGUAAUGUUGUUAUUUUCACUAUCUUUUUACAUUUUUAACCCAGAAAUGACAUCAGCGGUGGCCCUUUUCAACCCCAUUCUUUUAUGAUCAUGAAUGGAGAUGAUCCCCGAUUCAAUGAAAGGCAAAGUAUUCUCACACGACUCCUUGAUGCUGUGAAACAGUGUCAGGUUCGGUUCGGAGGGCGUUCUGAGUUGGCCACAGAUGCAGACAGCAGAGUGUCCUGCCUGUGUGCUGCUUGGGAAGCCUCUCUGCAACAUGGCCUUCGGCGUAACAAUAGAGCCAAACUUGCCCUUAGACAAGUUACUGAGAGGGCAGGGCUCGGUAAAGUCACAGACUUUUUCUCCGAAAUAAAGAACAUGGACACAGAGCCAGUUUUCUGGCAGUGUGUAAAGGAACACCUUGCCCAUCACGAUGUACAGAGGUUUCAGAACCUGAAGCUUGUGAACACAGACAUAGGUCGGGGCCGCGCCUGGCUGAGAGCCGCGUUCAAUGAACACACCCUCGAACGCUACAUGCACAUGAUGAUUGACAGCGAAGAUAUUCUCCGUAAUUAUUAUGAAGACUGGGCAUUUAUUCGGGACCAAGAGAGAAGCAGUAUGUUGCCCAUGAUGGCUGCUGGUCUUGGGUCUAUUCUGUUUGCCAUCAUCAUAGACCGUCAGGAAUUUAACAAGUCACUUGCUCAAAACAGCGUACACAUCAGCAGCACUGCACCUCACCUUAUCUGUAACCUGGACGAAGAACCCCGCCCUGUGAUAGCAGCAGAAAGCUUGCACAGUAAUGAAGUUGAAGUUGAAAAUAUAAAGAAAAAAGAAAAGAAGAAGAAGAAAAAGAUGGCGCACAUUGUGAGUUUCGAUGAUGAUGAAGGCAAAACGGUUGUGGAAUCGAAGCAUCAUCAUCCGAAACACGACAAAGACAACAUCUCUGUUGGGAGCGAAGACGUUUUCAAACCUGCAGACAGUGUCCAGGAUGGCAGCGCGGAUGGUGUGCAUGUUGACACGUCUCGGAGCAGUUCAAAACAAGCCUCGUUAGAGCGUGUUUCGAGUACAGUGAGUUCGGUGUCGAUGGCAUCGUCAGACAUUCUGUCGUCAGAUCGGUGUUCACGGUCUAGUCACGGAUCAUUCAGUUCCGCUGAUGUCGAUGAUCUUGGGGAGAGUUCAGUAACACUCACACCGCUGUCACCAUCAGGCCAUCCAGUGGAAUCGGACAUUGCUCCUAUAAGAGAAGUGAAAACCAGUGACAAGAAAAUAGCGGACUCGACUGGUAUCACCAACUACUCUGGCCAGGAAGUGGAGACGGCCGUUUUAGCUUUGGCACUUGCACAGAAAGGUCUCAGUCAAAGUCCUCGAACUGCUGGUGAUGGGGGCAGUAUUGAUGAGAUGCAUGACCCAAAGUUCAGCGGCGAGACACCUCGUAUGUUUACCCUGGACAAUCUUCCACCCCCAAGUCCUGAACACACACCCAUAUGCCAAUAUGACUUGAAACAGGCUGUGAUUGCUAUGAUGUUGAGGAAAGACGAAGUAGAAGAACAGAAUAAGACACUGAAAGGAAUGAUGGACCACGAGAUGGAGACCUCCACAAUGUUACGAGCAGAAAUUGAAGACAUGAAAGUCGCUCGGCUGGCUAGACAGGAGAUGGAGCUUGCUAAGAUGCAGGCACUGCAAAAAGAGAAUGAGCUGCUGAAACAUCAGCUCAGGAAGUACGUGAGUGCAGUGCAGAUGCUGAGAACCGAGGCAGCCAAUAAGAAGGAUGAGAGUCUGGGGAUUCAGCUGGAUGAGCCGCAGCCUGUGAUUCCUCCUGAGAAACCCAACAUCGACUACAGUUUUGAAGCCUCUGAGUAUGAAAAGAAACUCAUACAGGUUGCGGAAAUGCACGGUGAGCUGAUGGAGUUCAAUGAGUUACUACACCGCCAGCUCAACCUGAAGGAUCUGCAUCUACGACAACUCAGACAGGAGCUCAUCGAACUCAGGGGUCCGUUACCACAUGAUGGCCAACUUUCUGAAAUGAGUGUUCCGAGUGCAUUUGAGGGUUUCAGUGUACAGUCGCGGACUCUGAUCAACAUUUGGAUUCCUUCAGCAUUUCUCCGUGGUUCUUCCACCAAUUCUCACCAUGUGUAUCAGGUUUAUAUACGAAUCAAAGAUGAGGAGUGGAACAUCUAUCGGAGGUACAGGGAGUUCCAUGAACUUCAUUCAAAGUUAAAAAAGGUUUACCCAAUUGUUGGAAGAUAUGAAUUUCCACCCAAGAAAAACUUUGGUAAAAAGGAUGCGAAAAUUGUCGAAUCAAGACGAAGGAUUUUGCAGAACUACCUGCGCGAGGUGAUCAACCUGUUGGUGGAGAAGAACCCAGACAUGGCUAACAAUGUGAGCAAGGAGGACCUGUCCAAAAUUAUUCCAUUUUUCUGUGAUCAGCCAGAGACUACCAGUAAAAAGGGUAAAAGAAAGAGCAAAACACCCGCUGCCAGUCAGCUGGAAGCCGCACCCACAGAACCCUUGUCUGAAGUGCCCUCUACCUCUGGAGAUUACAACGGCCUAUGACAUCACUUCCUGUGAUAGGAUGGGAUCAUUUAUGUGUGGCUCGGUGUCAUAAUCGUGUCAGUCAUCCUCUGAACCUUAAAAAUAUAAAACGACAUGAUAUAUAUUUUUUCACUGAGAUUGAACUACCAAUUUGAAAAUAAUUUUAUUGUAUGAAUGCACUCUUGGUAUCACAGUGUAUUUUAAUGGCAUCAUGGAUGCACUUUUGGUUGAUUGUUACUACCACAGUGUAUGUAAUGACAUUUUGAUAACGUACCUUUGUUUGAAAGCUACCACUGUGUAUUUUAAUGGCAUCACGGAUGCACUUUUGGUUGAUUGUUACUACCACAGUGUAUGUAAUGACUUUAUGGUAACGUUGUACCUUUGUUUGAAAGCUAUCACUGUGUAUUUUAAUGGCAUCAUGGAUGCACUUUUGGUUGCUUGUUACUACCACAAUGUAUGUAAUGACUUUAUGGUAACAUUGUACUUUUGUUUGAAUGCUACCACUGUGAAUUUUAAUGAUAUGAAUGUAUUUUUUGUCGAUUGUUGUCUCUGGUUUCAAUGAAGUUUGUUAUGAAUGCACCUUUCGGUUGAUUGCUUCCCUAACAGUGUAUUUUAAUAACAUUAUGGAUGUGUUUUUGGUCAAUUGCUGUCACUGCGUUUUAAUAAGGUUGGUUACGAAUGCACCUUUGGUUGAUUGCUACCCUAACAGUGUAUUUUAAUAACAUUAUGGAUGUGUUUUUGGUUGACAGUUGUCACAGUGUUUUUAAUGAUGUUGGUUAUGUUGGUUGAUUGCUGUGACUGUGUAUUUUAAUGACAUAAUGGACACAUUCAGGGUAUUUUGUAUUUAAUGGUGUCAAGAACAUAUACUUGCUCAAUUGCUAUCACAGUGGAUUUUAAUGGUUCAUUGAAAAAACACUUGGUUGAUUGUUGCUGUUGCCAGUGGCGUAGCAUGGGUGGGGCCACCAGGGCAGUACUAACGGUCCACUGGUUAGGGGGCACAAUACUUGCCUUGCCCUGGGCGCUGGCAACUCACGCUACGCCCCUGUCUGUUGCAGUGUAUUUUAAUGGUUUUAUGAAUAUACAGUGCACUUGAUAGAUUGCUAUCACGGUUUAUUUUAAUGGCGUCAUUAAUGUAUGCAUGCUGUUAAUGAUGGUUUCAUGAUUUUGUGUCUUAUCAGCUCAACUAUUGAUGUUAUUUUAGUUUUUUGUUUCUUAUAUAAGUGUUGUCACCUUUUAUUAUAAAACACCACACAAAUCAUGUAUUUGAUAAAUGAAAGAUAAUUAUAUUUAGAUUUCAUCAAAAAUUAAUUUCUACAUGUAAUUUCUACCCAUAAUAAACAUUUCAUAUGAUUAGGAAAAUAUGUAAAGUAGAAAAUUUUACCUGCUGUUCAAAAUUGGAUUGUUUCAAAAUAUUAUAAUUGAAAUGAUAUAAAAGUCAUUAUAACUAUCUGUUUAUGUACAGUGUAUGUACAAGUGGACAUUUAGACAGUUUGAACAAGCCAGUGUAAAUCAAAUCAAUAUAGAUUCCAGGAAGUCGGUGUCACUGUCAGUUAUUUUAUGUACUGGUAAAGGAGACUUUUGGUCUUGUCAUGGGAACCAAGGGGUGCAAUGUGGCCCAGUGGUAAAGCAUUCGCCUGAUGCACGGUCAGUCUAGGAUCGAUUCCCUUUGGUAGCCCAUUGAGCUAUUUCUCGUUCCAGCCAGUGCCCCAUGACUGGUAUAUCAA